AUGCUCUCUAAUAUCAGCUGUCCCAGAGUCGCAAGGAAGCCUGGAGCAAAUGGUAAAGGCGGUGUUGAUGAAGCAUUCGGAUGGAUGGCUCGUGAAUUCGUAAGAGCGAAAGUCGUUGGAAAGGAGAUUUGCUAUGCAGUGGAGUCUGAGGUGUCCCCGGACCGAGUGUUCGGUUCCAUUUUCCUCAGACAACCUGGUGGAGUUCAGAACCUUGCUUAUCUGCUAGUGAGCGAGGGUCUUGCAAAAGUGAAAAAGGGCGGGCAGGCGUUAGUCGGUGAAAACCCAAGUUUACAGGCCCUGCUUGCCCUCGAAGAAAAAGCCAAGACCGAAAACAAGGGUAUUUGGUCUGAUUCUCCCUCAGGUGCACCUCGAAAUGUAUCGUGGAGCCUGAGUGACCCUGCGGCAUUUUUCUCCGCACACAAAAAAGUGCCUCUACGAGGAAUAGUUGAGUUUAUUCAUGAUGGAAAUACACUACAAAUUCAGUUGCUGCCAGUCGAAGGAGACCCUUCGUUGACUUACAACAACAUCACAAUGUUGUUGUCGGGUCUUAAAGCGCCGGGCUCAAAAAUGGUUGACGGCGUUCGAGUCUGGGAGGAAUUCGCACAGGAUUCAAAAUUUUAUGUCGAGUCACGACUAUUGCAGCAGGAUGUCAGU
Molecule: messenger RNA, 654 nt
Organism: Mesocestoides corti
Lineage: Eukaryota; Metazoa; Platyhelminthes; Cestoda; Cyclophyllidea; Mesocestoididae
Source: the annotation of a GenBank genome assembly